This is a messenger RNA of Rhincodon typus (whale shark), 1222 nucleotides long. RefSeq names its product zinc finger protein 609. The transcript is spliced from 3 exons. Bases 124 to 921 code for a protein of 265 amino acids. The record is from RefSeq and is a predicted model, not a curated record. Lineage: Eukaryota; Metazoa; Chordata; Chondrichthyes; Orectolobiformes; Rhincodontidae. Gene Ontology annotation, biological process: regulation of transcription by RNA polymerase II. Gene Ontology annotation, cellular component: nucleus.
GAUGAUGCCCUCACAUCGACGGAGAAGUUGUGAGGUUGCUACGAUAAGGAUCUAACACACCGGCACUAGUCCAAGGCCACUGAGAAGAGAAAGAAGUCUUUUCACAAGGAAGGUGAAUCUAAGAUGUCCUUAAGCAGCAGCAGUUCAGCUGGGAAAGGUGUGGAUUCGAAUGCUGUUGAUGCCUACGACAGUGGGGAUGAGUGGGAUAUCGGAGUUGGGAAUUUAAUCAUAGACUUGGACGCAGAUUUGGAAAAGGAUCAGCAGAAAAUGGAAAUGUCGGGAUCGAAAGAUGGAAGCAUCCCGGUUCCAAGUGCAGUGGCAGCUCUGCCAGAGAAUAUCAAGUUUGUCACACCAGUUCAAGCACCUCAGGCUAAGGAGAGCAAAUCGAAGGCAAAGAGAAAUAAGAGUGCAAAGGAUGGGGGUAAAUCUGUGUCUGCUGCUUCCCUCUACUCACUGGGAGAAUCAGGAAGUGGGAAGAAAGAGAUGCAGGGCCGUUCUGGAGAUUUGACAAAUCCCAGCGGACUGGGGUCUUCCAACAGCACAUCCAAAGGGUCAGAAAAGGGCCCAAAGACAGUCCGGAACGGAGCCGGAUCGAAAAAGGAGAAGGAUGGUGGAUCGAGCAAAAGCAAAAAGGAUAAAAGUGAGAACAGUGGAGUUGUGCAACCUCCCCCUGGUAAUGAUCCGAAUGCUGCACAACAGCUAGGGUUGGGGUCAGGGUCAAAGGGCAGCUCAUUUGAAUGUGCUCCUGGCACGAGCUGCCCCGAUGGGGCUGCAAGUCAAGUGCUGGAUUUGGGAAAUGCACCAGUGGAUAGCAACACCAUCUCUAAUCUGUUGGGAAUUAAAACAGAGCCUGAGGAGGUUGAGAGUGAGUGUCGACCACUGAAGAAGAUGAAAACAGAGAAGGGCUGCUGUUCCUUCUAGUACUCUUAUCUGAUGAAUUUCUUCUCACUACAAAACACAAGAAGUGUCUAGUAUUUUAUGCCUAUCUAUGUUUGCCUGGCACUGGUCCACAUUUAGUCUGCUCAGACCUUCCAAACAAAAAGGUUUGGCAUCACGUACAAGAUUUUGUCUUUGGAGUCAGGACUCACUCACAGGAAGUCAUUUUCUCCAAAAAUACCAAGCAGUCUGGAUUUCCCCUUCUAAAUCUGUGUCGGCUACUACUAUUUAAAGAAUUAUUUAAGAACUAUGAUUUUAUCUUGAUAACUAACUCCAUGAUUUUGUC